Messenger RNA from Drosophila busckii, 1199 nucleotides. RefSeq lists its product as uncharacterized. The coding region runs from base 28 to 1164 and encodes 378 amino acids. The transcript has 4 exons. NCBI's taxonomy places the organism in Eukaryota, Metazoa, Arthropoda, Insecta, Diptera, Drosophilidae. The record is from RefSeq and is a predicted model, not a curated record.
UGUUGUGGCUAGAAUACUGAACUCGCCAUGUGCAAGUCGCUCUCUGUUAUUGGCACACUAUUAAUAGUUGGGACUAUUUGUUAUGAUGUGGUGCAAGGUUAUCAGAAUGCCGCAGGAGAGUGGUCCGCUUGUCCCGAAGGUUAUGAGCACUUGGACGGCCAAUGUCAGCCAAUAUUGAAAUGCGACGAGGAUUACUUUCUACACACCGAUGGCAAGUGCUAUAGGAAGGUUCCAGAGCCGUGUCCAUACGACUCGACAACAGAGCAAAGUCCUACAACAACUACAACUACUGCCACACCUAGUAGCUCCACUAUAGAGCCAGCUGCAGUAGAGCCGGAAGUCGAGCCACCGCCAAAUGUACAGCCGACUCCCGAUGAGCAAGUGCGCUGUCCACCCAACUCGAUAUUUCUUCAAGAGAAAUGCCGCAAAAUUGUAUGCACACAAGGUGAAUAUCAUGCUGGUCGUUGUCUAUUACCAGCCUGUCCCGCGGGCACAGUUUGGCGCAAUAAGCAAUGCCUGCCGCCAGGGUUUGUUACAACAAUCUUGGAGAUUGAUAAUGUAAUUGAUAAUCAGUUUGAGAAUCAAGCAUCGACGGAGAACAUUCAGCACGUGGAAUAUAUUACCGCAAGCCCGUAUGAUCCAGCAACGGAUCCCAGUAUGUUGGCUCAAGACAAAUAUACAACAACAACACAGUCACAAGCAGACAAUCUAAUGUCUACAACUACUGAGGUGUAUGCUGGACUUUCACCUUCGUCAGGUUGCUGCACAGUGAAGAGUCCACGGCUGUGUCGACCCUAUGAGCCCAAUUGGGUGUGUAUCAAUCGCAGUCUUAAGCUCUGCGAUAGCAAGGUGUGCACACGUCCUUUUAUUUACCUGAAGCCACCGGAAAUAGUCCAACUCAGCAAUCCGCCAAUGUUAGUGAUGCCACCAAUUACUCCAGCCAUGAGCACUCCGCCUUUUGAGUUUCCAGAGAGCGAUUUCUUGGACUGCUCCGGCUGCGCUCAAGGCAUAAGCCGCAACUGCUCUUCAGGCUGCUAUAGUUACUUUUGUCCUGGUGACGUGUGUGACUUUAUGAAGUCCGAGGACUUUUGUGCGCUUUAUCCUGGUGGACUAGGUUGUAACAUCCACGAUGGUUGUAUCUGGAACUGGUGUACUCGCCGCUAAAAUGUAACUUUAAUAUACACUAUAACAAAUAUAUG